Striga hermonthica is the source of this 1470-nucleotide messenger RNA. Lineage: Eukaryota; Viridiplantae; Streptophyta; Magnoliopsida; Lamiales; Orobanchaceae. The record is from the annotation of a GenBank genome assembly.
AUGUCUGAAACAACGUCGCAGAGUGUACCGCCGGCGAAGGAUUUGAUCGGCUCAUACUUUGUCGAUCUCUGGAGCCACACUUCCCAAACCCUAGCUCUGAACCCCGAGAAUGAGCCCGAAGCCGAGGAGGACGAGGCGGAGGAGUCCCCGACGGCGCUGGAUACGGUGAACAGCUCCGGCGGAUUCUCCGUGGUGGGGCCCGACAAGCUGUCGCUCUUGUACCCGAGCGUGAAUAUGCAUGGGCACGACGUCGGAGUGGUGCAAGCGAAUCGAGCCGCGCCGUCGAAGCAGCUGCUAUAUUAUUUUGAGAUUUAUGUGAAGAAUGCGGGUGCGAAGGGGCAGAUUUCAAUCGGAUUUACCACGGCUGGUUUCAAGCUUCGCCGUCAACCGGGCUGGGAAGCAAACAGUUAUGGAUAUCAUGGUGAUGAUGGGCUGCUUUACCGUGGACAUGGAAAGGGAGAGACAUUUGGCCCGACAUACACUACUGGUGAUACAGUCGGUGGUGGAAUCAACUAUGCCACUCAAGAAUUCUUUUUCACGAAAAAUGGGGUCAUAGUAGGCUCUGUAUUUAAGGAUGUCAAGGGUCCAUUGUUUCCUACCGUUGCUGUUCACAGCCAAAAUGAGGAGGUGACUGUAAACUUUGGGAAGGAUCCAUUUGUCUUUGAUAUUAAAGCAUAUGAAGCAGAGCAAAGAGCUAAACAGCAGUUAAAAAUUGAUAAUAUCUGCUUACCUCAGGAUGCUAGUUACGGAAUAGUGCGGUCGUAUUUACAGCAUUAUGGAUAUGAAGAGACUCUUAAGUUACUUGACAUUGCUGCUAGUAGCACGGUGCCACCCAUUUCUUUAGCUCAAGAAAAUGGUUCUAAUGAGGAAGAUAGUGCAUAUGCAUUGAACCACCGAAGGACCCUUCGUGAGCUGAUAAAGUCGGGUAACAUUGAUGAGGCAUUUUCUACACUUCGCAAGAUGUAUCCUCAAGUUGUUCAGGAUGAUACAUCAGCUAUUUGCUUCUUGCUGCAGUGUCAAAAAUUUAUUGAACUUGUCCGGGAUGGAAAGCUUGAAGAAGCUGUAAACUAUGGUAGAAGUGAAUUUGACAAGUUCACAAAUUUGUCAGGGUCUAUUGACCUAGUUAAGGAAUGUGCCUCCUUGCUGGCAUUCGAACAAUCAAGCAAAUCGCCCGUCGGUUACCUUUUCAGAGAGUCUCAACGGGAGCUAGUGGCAGAUGCCGUGAAUGCCAUGAUUUUAUCCACUAACCCAAAUGUGAAAGACAUUAGCCUGUGCAAGCAUUCGUGCCUCGAGAGGCUAAUUAAACAGAUUCCGCCUCCAGAAUCCAGAGCCUCGAAUUCUGGAGACGUGGGCUCUGGUGAAAAUCGCUGCAGUGCCAUAUUCUAUGUGAUCCACUUUCUUCAAUCCUCUCCGACGCCGCCGCCGCCGCCGCUUGUGGGCCGUACUCUCUUUCUCUCUCUCGGACGGUGA